AUGUGUGUCGUGUGCGGUCGGGUGAACACGUCGCGAGGAAUCAUCACCAUCUUCGGUUCGAUGCUGGCGCCACGCACCGGCCCGCUGCGUCAUGUGCCGGGCCUCGAGGCGAGCAAGCCGGCUCGCGAGAGCCAGGCCCACGAGCAGCACCAGGAGGCCGAGGAGGCGGCCAGCGAGGAGGCCACACAGCUGCCCAGCAGCGAGGACUCAGCCAAGAAGGAGCAGAAGAAGAAGCGCAGCAAGCGGAAAGCCAAGGAGGCCGACGAGGAGGCGGAACAAGAAGAAGAAGAGGUCAAGCCCUCCAAGAAGACCAAGAAGGAGAAGACCCCCAAGAAGAAGAAGAGGCGCACCUCCGAGCAGUAG
Molecule: messenger RNA, 363 nt
Organism: Acanthamoeba castellanii str. Neff
Lineage: Eukaryota; Discosea; Longamoebia; Acanthamoebidae
Exons: 2
Coding region: 1-363 (120 amino acids)
Source: RefSeq, a predicted model, not a curated record